AUGCAGGCUCUUCGGCCGGUCCUGCUUGGUCGCGCACUUCCAAAGAACCGAACCGCCCAGCUCGCUCGCUCUGGCUUCCUGUUGAAUGUCUGUCGAGCGCAGCACGACCACCAUGGCCCUCACAAGGAAUACUUCCAGACGCCCGGGCAAAUGCCCGUUCCAGACUCGAGCCCUUACACGCACGGUCAACCGUACAUACCGAAAAUACAGACCGUCCCUUCUCCUCCUCCCGGUGCCGGUGCUAGUUUCUCGCUCCUGAAAAGCUUCAGUCGAUCCGUGUUUUGGGCCGUCCUUUUCGGGUCCUUGGGUGUCGCGGCCGGCACAGCGUUGAUCACAUGGGAGUACCUCCAGCCGCCCUUCGAGCCCGGGUCGCCGGCGGAACAGGAACUCUACGACGAAAUCCUCGACGCGAUGGAGCUUCACCCCUUGGUGGACUCGCUGCGGCAGGCGAAUUGGAUAGAAGAGAAUUACUACGCGGCUGCGCCUGUUCACGGCGGCGGCGCUCUGGAGAAUAGAACAGGGCUACACCUGGUGGCGGAGACACUUUCAGGGACGCAAGGAGUGAGCAUGAAGACAUUCAAGCACCCGACGCAGGAGUUUACCAUCAUGGUUGCCUUUUUGGGGUUCGGCGUAGAGGGCUGGCCAGACACAAUCCAUGGCGGGACCAUCGUGACUCUGAUUGAGGAGGGCGUGCAACGACAGAUUCACAACUUCUACAAGACAUACGGAAGCCGGGACCAGCAGACGAUUUCCAUUGACUUCAAGAGACCUAUGCGGCCUGGAGAAAUAUAUGCGGUGAUUGUCCCACCGGCCCAGUUGGAAUCAAAUCCAGGUCCAGGGAUGAUGCACCUUCAGAUGACGCCCAUGGUGGUGAGGAUCGAGGCUCCUCCACGGAUCACGCCCGAGUUGCUCACGAUCGAAUUGCCGUCUCUUGAUGAGUUGCAUGCGUUAGCCAACGUCCAGGUUCGACUCGUGCAGUCCAAAAGUGAAGACGCAACGGCGGAGCUCGAGGGCGAUGUAGCCUCGAAAAAGAUCGACUGA
Messenger RNA from Fonsecaea multimorphosa CBS 102226, 1041 nucleotides. RefSeq lists its product as uncharacterized. Lineage: Eukaryota; Fungi; Ascomycota; Eurotiomycetes; Chaetothyriales; Herpotrichiellaceae. The record is from RefSeq and is a predicted model, not a curated record. Bases 1 to 1041 code for a protein of 346 amino acids. The transcript has a single exon.